Harpegnathos saltator (Jerdon's jumping ant) is the source of this 3332-nucleotide messenger RNA. It is a transcript of the gene RIC-3, whose product is annotated as RIC3 acetylcholine receptor chaperone. The coding region runs from base 162 to 2564 and encodes 800 amino acids. The record is from RefSeq and is a predicted model, not a curated record. Gene Ontology annotation, cellular component: neuron projection; neuronal cell body; intracellular membrane-bounded organelle. Gene Ontology annotation, biological process: protein localization to cell surface; synaptic transmission, cholinergic. NCBI's taxonomy places the organism in Eukaryota, Metazoa, Arthropoda, Insecta, Hymenoptera, Formicidae. The transcript has 8 exons.
UGAUAUGACAAAAAUAGCAGACGACAGUGCGCUGCGAAGGCUGCUUUCAUCUCAUCUCUUUGUCGUGAGGUUCCUGAAUGUAAGUGCGGAGGAGAGGUCUCGCGAUUAUAGUUCAUAGUUUUAUCCGAAACUUUCGAAGCUCGAAACACUUACGAACGAAAAUGGCUGAAAUAACAGACUUUGGGCCGAAGAAGACAAUUUUUAUACUCGCGAUUGUGGCUGGCUGCUUUGCGAUAUUAUGGCCGAAAAUUUUCUACCCUAUGCUUACAGCAUCUGUCACUUCACAUCAUCAUACGGACAACUCCGCAUGCUGUGAAGUGAUAUUUGAAAGUGAUGUCACUACAGUGGAUAUUAUGCAAGAAAUGUGUCAAAAUAUAUUGAGGCAUCAUCCAGUUGAUCCACGCAUUAGAGACGCAUUAAAACACAGCAAAUUGUCUCCUCAAACCUCCAGCUUGUGCAGAGAAGAAGUUCUAGCCCGAUGUGGCAUAGAUUUAUCAUCCUUUCUAGCUGAGAGGGAACGUUUGGGGAAAACCUAUAAACAAGUACUAGAAGAAAUUAGAUCAUUCAAUGGUUCCCUCUGUCUCAAGAUGAAUUUUGGUAUACCACUAUCACAGUUAGGGACACCUCAUCUUAUCAGAUAUCAUAUCUUGAUGCCACACAAUACGAUACGACAAGAGCGUCGUACUCCUCCUCACGCAGGCGAAAUGCAUCCUGCAAUGAGAGAACGGGGAAGAGCCAUACCAUCCUCCCACAUUGUACCGAGGAUAGUGGACAGAUCUGAUCACGUCAUGCCAAAGAUGAGGCCUCCUCUCGGCGGCGCUGCUCAUGUUGUCCCAACUCCAAAGGGAAACAGUACAACGGGAAUGUUAAUGCCGCUUUAUACAAUAGCAAUAGUUGUGUUCUUCUUGUACACCAUCGCAAAGGUGUUCAAAAAGAAUUCUGACAACGAAAUCAUUUCGGAAUAUCCAGGAGCAGAAGCUGAAAAGGAAUUUCGCAAAAUGGUGUUUAAUCCGGAAAUUUUGGCGACUGCAAUGACUGGAGGUACACUGCAUUAUCAGAGAGAAAUGUCAGCUGCACCCACCAUAGAGGAAUUAAAGGAUCAAGCAGCAGGAGACAUAGAGAUAGAUCAACUGAGACAACGAUUGGUCGAGACGGAAGCAGCCAUGGAAAGAAUUGUUGUCCAGAUGGGCAACAUAUCACGUUCAGUAAUGCAUAACUCGGCCUCACAGCCAGAAAUCAAGGAGGACACUGCAGACCAGGAGUUACAUAGUAGAGAAAGUGAAGAAUUAGAUGCAGUAGAACAAUCACCGACUGUUAAAGUCAUGGGUAUGGAAAUGACAGCAAGUUGCGAAAGUGGACAGAAAUGUAGCAGACCUACCACUCCCAUAAUUCCUACACCACCCAGCAGUAAUGUCGAGAGAGAAAAAACGCCACCAAAACCCAUAUAUCUAGAGGGUGCACUUCCGCCACAAUGCGAAUUACUUGUGACCGACUCAGAAACGCAAGCAGAAAAAUCAGAAGACGAUGACGAUGCUCCCGUUGUUCUUUCUGGCAAAAUGACUCUCUCCCUCAUCAGCCUCGACCAGAUCGCAGCUGAAUCAGAGGAUGAAACUCGAGAUACAAAGGAGGUAGAAGGCAUGGAUGGUAAGAAAAGAGAAACAAUUUUGGACAUCCAAGGAAAAGUUAAAGAUAUGGCUGAUGAAGAAAAGAUAAUUCAGAAACAGGCAAAGAAGAUUAAAGUAGAGAUGGAAGAUGAAGAAACUGAGAAAGAGGUUGAAGAAAUUGUUGAAAAAGUGGAGGAUAUACAAAAUAACGUGAACUUUAUGAGGGAUUAUAAACAAUUUGAAGUGAAACAAAAGGAAGAAAUAAAAGUGAAAAAGGAAAAUGAUAUGAAAGAUGGUAAUAAAAAGAUAGAAAUGGAAGAGGAAUACGAAGAGGAAGAAGAAGAGGAGGAGGAGGAGGAGGAGGAGGUGGAGGAAGAAGAGGAGGAGGAGGAGGUGGAGGAAGAAGAGGAGGAGGAGGAGGAGGAAGAGGAAGAAGAAGAGGAAGAAGAGGAGGAGGAGGAAGAGGAGGAGGAGGAGGAGGAAGAAUAUGAAGAAAAGGAACUACAAGAAGAAGAAAUAGAAACAGAGGAAGAAGAACAAAAACAUAAAAUUACAGCAGAGGUGAAACAUGAACAAAUAGAUAUAAAGAAACAAGAAGAAAAAGAAGAAGAAGAGGAGGAUGAGAUAGGGGAGGAAGAGGAGGAUGAGGAAGAAGAAAGACAGCAGGAAGAGGAGGACGACGACGAGAUGGAGGAGGAAGAAAAGCACCAAGGAGGAAAAGCCAUGGAACAUCAGCAACUCAGUCAUAUGAAAAAUGAUAAAACUUGUGAAAAUAAAAAGAAAUAUAUGGAAGAUUCUGAUCAGGAUUUAGAACAAUCAGAAGGUGAGGGCACCGAAGACGAUAAAAUGGAAGACGACGAUAUGGAUGCUGAUGAAGAAGAUGAAGAGCAUGAGGAAAGCGAUGCAAAAGAAUCUGGAAUACUUUCCAGCGAACGCGUUACUCGCAAGAAAAGAGAUUAGAGCAAUUCUGUUUUUCUGGCAAUGAAUCAGUGUUUACCAAUCUUUAAAAAAUCUCUACAUUAUAAUGUAAAGAAAACAAAAUCACAAUGAUUAUGGAAAAGCUGGCAUACCCGCAACAUGAAAAUGUAUAAACUUGUUUAAGCACUGCCAAAUAUUUAAAAUGCUAUGUGCAUCACAUUUUCGUUUUAUUACUCGUUAUAUUCGAUAUGUGAUAGAAUCACAAAUUUAUUAAUUAUACAGGGGCCAAAAGAAAGAGGCAGUGCUUCAUACAUUUGUGCCAUAUUACAAUAUCAGAACAGCUUAGAUUCUUGGAUCUAUAUAUAGAUGUUACUCUGUCUAGCCAGAAAGCCAUUUAUGAAAUGUUUUUUAGGAUUUGAUAGAUAAAACAAUUAUUAAUAAGAGACAAGUCUUUCUCUGAUCAUUACGUAGCGUAAUGAUAUAGAUAAAUAUAAAAUUCGGUGAUUGGCAAGCACUGAUACAAUUUACAUGUUAAAGCCAAAGACCAGAUCUAGUCAUUUUUUCCUAUUUCGAGUAAAGUUAGUUCAUAAAUCUUUUGCUUCGUAUACUAAUUAUCAUUUUUAUUCGAACAUUUAAUUUUAUAUCAGACUUAGCAUUUGACUCUGUAUUUCUAGUUCUUAUGUUGAUUUUAUCAAUGAACGCUUCUCGACAUAUAUAUUUAAUGUGGAAAAUAGGAUGCUUUAUCAUUUCGACAUUUGAUUUUGGUUUGUACUUAAACAUGUGAACAUAAAAUAUAUUCAUUUAAUAGUA